AUGGCUGGCAAAGCAAGUUCCACCUUGGUCUUUGAGCUUCGUAAUUGGUGCAGAGGAGAAGGAAUUGAUUCCGCCAAGGCUAUUCUGUUAACCAGAGUGGCAGAAGAAGCAGAGGUAGCAUUCAUUGAAGAAACUCUGCAGCAGAUCAAAUCACUUGGCCGAGUGCGAGUGAGAGGAAAAAUGUUCAAAUCUGAUCAAAACUACAUGGCUGUGUUAUGUGAAUGCAGUGAAACAAUAGAUGCAGCCACCCUUCUUCCUGAUGUUAUGCCCUUGGGUGGAGGGGAUACGUGGAUUAUAACAACUGCAGGUGAUGAGAGCCAUGGUACAGAGAGUUUUGCAGAGAAAUUGUCUACACUAUUAAGAGAUGAGGGUAAGACAAUGGAAGAUGCCCAAGCUCUCUUAUCUCCUAACUUGGGUUCAGGUAAUAGCCCUGAGUCUAUAAUUAGAGCUGUAGGGGAUCUCCUAGAAAAAACAACCACAUCUACCUCGGAAAGCAGUGUUUACCGCCGCCUUAGAACUUUUUCGGGAGUAAGCCCUACUCCUGCUGGAGAAGAAAAUCUAGAGAGUUGGAGUGAACAAGCAAGACUGAUGGUAGAGGAAUGUGACUGUCCUGUCAAAGAAAAGAAGAGGAGAAUUGUUGAGAGUUUAAAAGGCCCCGCACUAGAUAUCAUUCAAGCCGUGAGACUUACCAACUCAAGUGCAAGUCCUAUGGAAUACAUUGAGGCAUUGGAAAGUGCAUUCGGUACGUCCGAGUCUGGAGAAGACCUGUACUUUGCAUUUAGGUUACUGAGACAAAAGCCAGGUGAGCUGUUAUCUGCCUUUCUCAGAAGAAUAGAGAAAUCGCUUACUAAACUUGUACAGAAAGGAGGUCUUGAGCGUGAGUUAGCGGAUAGAGCUAGAGGCUUAUUCGUGGUGCAACAGAGUCUGAUUUGA
This is a messenger RNA of Paramisgurnus dabryanus, 933 nucleotides long. Its product is annotated as paraneoplastic antigen Ma1 homolog. NCBI's taxonomy places the organism in Eukaryota, Metazoa, Chordata, Actinopteri, Cypriniformes, Cobitidae. The record is from RefSeq and is a predicted model, not a curated record.